Molecule: messenger RNA, 405 nt
Organism: Rotaria socialis
Lineage: Eukaryota; Metazoa; Rotifera; Eurotatoria; Philodinida; Philodinidae
Source: the annotation of a GenBank genome assembly
AUGAUGAAUCGAAAUCGAACGUCUGUGAACUCAUUUGACAACAACUUGUGGACGCAAGAUCCACGUUUUGGUGCAAAUUCCCCAAGAAAACUUUACAAUACAGGUCGACUACCGCAAACCUCACUAAUACAAAUGGCGGAUAGUGAACAGUGUGAAUCACCUUUGAAACUACAAGGUUGGUCGUAUGUCCACCUGUAUCGUGGUGUGAUUAACACUGCAGAUCGAUCUAUGAAACUUCUAAGGAAUGGUGAUGCAAAUGAGGCAAAAAAGUUUUGGGAAAGGGCAUGUCUUUUCUUUGACGAGUUGGAUAAACGUCAAAAUAUUUCAGAUAAAAAUAUCGCUGAAAUGAAACGACUGAAAGCCAUAUACAAAGAACAUGAGAAACAAAUCAAUCAAAUAAAAUAG